Triticum urartu is the source of this 1130-nucleotide messenger RNA. NCBI's taxonomy places the organism in Eukaryota, Viridiplantae, Streptophyta, Magnoliopsida, Poales, Poaceae. The record is from RefSeq and is a predicted model, not a curated record.
AGCACCGCACCCGUGCCCCGCGCUACAACUAAUCCGCACGUCCCGGUCCCUCUCCCUCCCACGCCCCACCAAAUCUUUCCCACGCCGCCGCUCCUCCCAAUCCGCGUCCUCCUCUGCCUCUCCGCACAUCUCGCCGCUCCACGCCUCCUCCUCCUCCUCCCUCCGCUCGCGGUCGCCUCUCCCGAUAGAUCUGGUGCCAGGGUUCGUGACGCUAGCGGACGGGGGAGCGGAGACGUGGGGGGAUGGGGAAUCUGCGUGGCGGCCUCGACGAGCAGAUCGAGCCAUGGCGGCGGCGGAGGAAGCCAUGGCACCGGCGCAGAUCGACGUGAGGAUGGACGUGGCGCUGCUCCACUGCCAGGCAUGCCUCCUCCCCCUCAAGCCCCCAUGUUCAGGGACUUCGGCUGGGACCUACCACGGCGUGGCGAAGCACAAGCGCGUGUGCCCGUGGAUACCCUGCUCAUGCCCGCAGCCGGACUGCGCCUUCCUCGGCCCCCCGGCAGCGCCAAGCCCCCCGUCGAGCUCGAGGCGCAUGACGACUAUGGCAAUUGGCGCCAAAUCCCGGAUUUCAUUGGAACAUGUGUGAAGAAAUGCCUGUCACCUAGUACUUCGAGCCGGUGGCCACCUUCUUCUUCACCCAGAAGAAGAAGGAGGGGAGCUGGCCUUCUUCAUGUCUCGGGGGAGUGUCUUCCUUGGAUUCAACAAGAAGGGGACCCGGCCUUCUUCACGUCUCGUGCAACAAGGGUGAUUGACGCGGACAACCACAGCCCGGUGGGUUUCCUGCUCUUCAACCACUAGGAGGCGGACUUCACCGUGAAGCCCGGAGACUGUGUCGUGCAGAUGACUGUCCAGGUGAUUGCGAAUUGCGACACUGGAGGUUGCCGAGGUGGAGGACCUCGAUGCCACCGUCCGGCGGGAGGGAGGGUUCGGGUCCACUGGUAGUUGAACUCCAAGUCUUGGUAGAUACAUCUAGACAAGUGGUAUGGUUGUUUGCGUCUGGUGUUAAAUGGGAUCUCGUGAACUCUACGAGCUGAGAUGUUCAAUGUUGCGUCCAUGAACGCUGCAAGUGCUAAGAUUGGUUAUGUGAUCUUAGUUUAUUUUGCACUGGACAUGUCUUGAUUUCCAUCCACGAA